Struthio camelus australis is the source of this 1294-nucleotide messenger RNA. The record is from RefSeq and is a predicted model, not a curated record. Lineage: Eukaryota; Metazoa; Chordata; Aves; Struthioniformes; Struthionidae.
UUUUUGUUUUUAGCUCAGGUCCCCGACGAUGAACAGUUUGUCCCAGAUUUCCAGUCCGACAACUUGGUCCUGCACGCCCCACCUCCGGCCAAGAUCAAGCGGGAACUGCACAGCCCUUCCUCCGAGCUGUCAUCCUGUAGCCACGAGCAGGCUCUCUGCGCUAACUAUGGAGACAAGUGCCUCUACAACUGCUGCCCCCCGCCGGCCCCGGCCGUGCAGGCUGCUGCCCAUGCGGCCCCGGCCACCCCACUCCGGGGGGCUCCUCCAGCCCCUCACCCUCUUCAGGAACAGAGGCAGCAAACCUUUGCCGUGCCACGGCCACCUCACCCACCCAUGCACAUGCCAAAGAUGAUGUCCGAAAACCAAUACCCCGCAGAGCACAGAGCUCAUCCUUAUUCGGCAGUUUCAUUUCUGCUGCCCAACCAAGCACGCAAAGUGAAGCAGGAGCCCACCAUGUACCGCGAGGGCCCCCCGUACCAGCGCCGCGGGUCCCUGCAGCUCUGGCAGUUCCUCGUCACGCUCCUGGACGACCCCGCCAACGCCCACUUCAUCGCCUGGACGGGCCGGGGCAUGGAGUUCAAGCUGAUCGAGCCCGAGGAGGUAGCACGACGCUGGGGGAUCCAGAAGAACCGACCCGCCAUGAACUACGAUAAGCUCAGCCGGUCUCUGCGCUACUACUACGAGAAGGGCAUCAUGCAGAAGGUGGCCGGCGAGCGGUACGUGUAUAAGUUUGUCUGCGACCCCGACGCCCUCUUUUCUAUGGCCUACCCCGACAAUCAGCGCCCGUUCCUGAAAGCGGAGCCCGACUGCCACGUGAACGAAGACGAAACCUUGCCUCUGACGCACUUCGAGGACAGCCCGGCUUACCUCCUGGAGGUGGAUCACUGCGGCAGCCUUCCCUACGCCGAAGGUUUUGCUUACUGACUUUGCCAGCCCGCAGAGCAACUAGCGCUAGCAAAUGCAGUUUGGGCAAAGGAGGGCAACGAUUUUAUAGAGAAUAUUUUUUGCUGUUCCUAUUAAAAACGAAAACAAAAAAAGUACAAACAAAACACACAAACUGGCCUUUAAGCGCAAUUGGAGGAAUCUAAAACACGUGGUGCGCGUCACCAUCACGUUCCCGACCUUGCUGUCCCAGGGCUAGUGCAUAGGAUGGCCCGUGGCUGACGCCUCCUGCCAAACAUCAGCGAGAUGUUUUAGGGAGAUGGGGGCUAAACCCGAAGUCUCUGAUCCAGGCCGCGCUUCUCGUGAGCGCGAGACGGCCGCUGGCUCCAGCCGUGCCCGCGGGACUGGCUGG